Acanthosepion pharaonis is the source of this 2052-nucleotide messenger RNA. The record is from the annotation of a GenBank genome assembly. NCBI's taxonomy places the organism in Eukaryota, Metazoa, Mollusca, Cephalopoda, Sepiida, Sepiidae.
AUGGCAGCUUCCGGUGGUGGAAGUGUAUUUUCGCCCCGUUUUCGAUCUGGUUCCAAAUUGCCUGUGCAAUAUGAUGCUGAUGGAAAAGAAGUUGAGAUUGAGACACGUGAAGAUGAGGAACAAAACGUUAAACUGGAAGAGACUAUUGAGCUGUUGCGAUCUGCAGGAUACUUUAGGGCCCGUAUCAAGGGUCUCUCUCCAUUUGACAAGGUUGUUGGUGGAAUGACUUGGUGUAUAACAACAUGCAAUUUUGAUGUUGAUGUAGAUUUGCUCUUUACAGAAAAUUCCAGUAUUGGCCAGAAAAUAGCCUUGACUGAGAAGAUUGUUUCUGUUCUUCCCCGAAUGAAGUGCCCACAUCGCAUUGAACCCCAUCAAAUCCAGGGUUUGGAUUUUAUCCAUAUAUUCCCUGUGGUUCAAUGGUUGGUAAAAAAAGCUCUUGAAACCCGUGAAGAAAUGGGAGAUUCUAUCCGGGCAUAUUCAAUUUACCAGUUUAAUAAGAAGUAUGAGAUGCCUGAGGAUGAAACUUUUAAAUCUAUCAGAGAAUCAGCAAUGAAAACUCUUGGAGAAGUAAAGAAUGUUUAUCACCCUCAACGACGCUAUCGACGCCGUGAUGCAGAUAAAUUAAAAGAUGAAGAAACAAGAGUGAUAUCUACUCUUCUUGAAUUUGGCUGGAAUUAUGGAGUUAGUCCUAAAGUUGAUGAGGCAGAAAUUGAUAAGAAGCCACUAAGUUCUAAUGAAGUUGACAGUUCUGCCACAGAAGAAGAGCAACGUCUAGAAGAAGAAAGGAAAAUGGACAUGUUGAUGAAGGAGAUGUCUGCAAUGUCUACCAGCGAGGGACUUAAAACCUAUGCAUCAGUGAAACCUGGGGGCAAGAUAAGUGCCAGUGUGGUUGGAUCCAUGGUCAGUAUGCAAUCUGAUGAAAUACAGAGAGUAGCUUCUGAGUACGCUGACAAACAAUCUGAAUUAGAACAUCUAGAAAAGGGAGAGUUAGUUGGUGGUGUGCAGCAUCAUAAGAGAGUGACCACAGCAUUGAGUAAACAAAUUCAACAACAGAAAAUUAAGCUGGAAGAGAUUCAAGUCAAAUACUCGGAUUUGCAUAAAACUUAUCUUCAAACUCAGGAAAACUUAAAAGCGGUAAUUGAAAGAAGUGAGAAAAUAGACACUGAAAUGGAGAAACUCAAUGAAUUAGAAUCAUCUGAAAAUCAAGGAAUACUGGAAAGUCUACGUAAUCUUGUAGCUAUGAAUGAAAACUUGAAAAAGCAAGAACAGGAAUUUAAAGCACAUUGUAAGGAAGAAAUGGUUCGGCUGAAACAGAAUAUUCGUAAGUUGAAAACAGAAACAGAUGAAGAAGAUAAUGAUGAGAUGGAACGUGUUACUUUGAUUGAGCGCCAAUAUGAUGCAGACAAGGAGAAGCUGAAGAAGAUCAAGUUGGUGCUGGCUCAAGUCAACCGAGAAAUUGCCCUGUUGCAACGUAAAAUUGAUGAAGUUCCUUCCCGUGCUGAACUUAGCCAAUAUCAAAAACGUUUCAUAGAAUUGUACAAUCAAGUUGCUGCCAAGCACAAAGAAACUAAACAAUUCUACACUUUAUACAAUACACUGGAUGAUACAAAGCUUUACCUUAACAAAGAAGUGAAUCUACUAAACUCUAUCCAUGACAACUUCAGCACAGCAAUGGGUUCAAGUAACACUAAAGAACAAUUCUUGCGUCAAAUGGAGCAAAUUGUUGAAGGCGUGAAACAAAAUCGAUUAAAGGUAGAGAAGAAGAAACAAGAGGAAAAAAUGAAGCGAGAUCAAUAUAAUGAUGAAUAUUUGGCUCUGGUUGAGAAUCAACGUCUCUAUUUUAAGACUAUCAAAGAUUUCCAGGAAGAAUGUCUUCUAUUAUCUUUCUAUUCAUUUUUCCAUUCAUUUUCUUUCAACAAAACUUUUCCUUCUUUUUCCAUUCUUUUUCUUUCAACAAUAUUUUCUUUAUUUCUUCAGCUGUCUUUGCUAGCCUCAAAACAUCUUGUUAAUUUACUUCUCCUCCCCAUCUUUUCUCUUUCUCUCUCUAUAUGA